CACAAGAGGGCGCUAUAACCGUGAACCGAGAACCGCUAACAUGCAACGAAGGAGUCCAACGAACCUGGGCUAGAAGAACACAAUAUUUGGUCUUCCAUGAUGGCAUGCAAUGCAUGCAGGCAGAGCCAGAGGGGGGAGGAGACAGUAAACAAAAAAUGAAAUGAUGAAGGCCAGCUUUUCAUGAUUCUUCAAACUUAUACGGUAACAUGGCCAUUAACUUCUGCAGUCAUGAAUAUGGCACAAUAGUCACAACAAGUUCUGUGAGUGCAGAUGGAUACGAAGUAGACAACUUACUUGGGAAGGCUAAGACAAUGUGGGGCCAGCCCAAAGGUUUUGUUGCAGAGAGCUUCAUCAAACCCCCUGUCGACAUCAACCUCAUGUUUCGAUUCAACGUAUGGAUUCAGAAGAUUGUAAUUGAUCCUAAAGUAGGCAGUCAGAUGUCAGGAGGGGUAGAAGUGUUUACAGCCUCCGUACCAAUGAGCAACCAAAAAGGAAUUCCUCCUGAAGAUAAAGAACGUAAAGAUUGUCCUGAAAAGCCAUCUUUAAGAAACCAAAGUGGUAUGCAGUCGGAAAAGAAGGAAGCUGUGUUUGCAAGUGUUGGCAGAGCUUUCUCCACAGACAAAAACACAACAAGUUUCUGUUUUGUAAAUCACGGUUACCAAGCAAUUUAUACUCCGACUACAAGUAAUCGGCAUUCAGAUGAACCCUCUUCUUCAAGACCAGGGGAAGUGAAAAGGUUUCUACGCAACUCUCAAUUUGGUGCUUUGACUAAUGUAAGUCACAUGACACUGCGGAUCAAUCGUGUCAUCAGUGGAUCUGUCGCUAUAAAAUGUGUUCAAGUUUUGGGACAGCCUUCUAGAAACUGCUCCAAGCAAACGAUUCAUUGGGUUCUGCAAGUCGCAAACUCUCAGAAUCCACUGAAGACUAAGGUGAAACCUCACUGUGUUACAAAGAAAGCUGAGCCUACCAAGGAAACCUUGAGACAUCACGCCAAGAAAGUCCUAAAUUCUGUCAAUGAACAAGGUUGCCCGGAGGAGUUCAUGGACCCCAUUACUAAUGACAUGCUGAUACUUCCAGUUUUAUUACCAUCUGGUCACACCAUAAACAGUGAAACCUUGACGAAACACAGUGAAGCAGAGGCUGUAUGGGGGCGCCCUCCGAAUGAUCCAUUUACCGGGAUACCUUUCUCCCAGAACAGUAAACCUCUUCCUAAUGUGAUACUGAAAGAGCGGAUUGAUCAAUAUAUACUAAAAGGUGGGAACAGCGUGUCAGUUGGAGCUAGAGAUGUCGGUAGAUCGAGUAAUAGAACCUCAAACCAAGCAAUACAUGUACCUACAGCAGCAUCUCUUGUAUGUCAUCCAAGAACUAAAUGUAUUUCACUCAUCAAAGAAGAGGAUAGUGUGAAACCUUUAAAAGCACCAAACCUUGAUCAAAGCAACAGUAAUAACAUCAGUACCUCAGGUAGAACACCUUCAUAUCCAGAAAGCAGAAUUUCUAGUGCAACAUCAAAGAGGAAGUUUCCUGUAGAAUCUAGCCACCGUUCUAUGACCAAGAGAAGACUACUUACCAACCCAAAGAAUAAGGAAGAGGUUUCUGAUACUGGACCAUCAAGUUCGUCUUCACUCCAAGCUUCCACAGUCUGUCAUGAGGACAUGUUAUCUCAGAGUCUGGAUGUAGCUUUGGAAGAGGCGUUAUCUUCGGUACCAUCAUUCAGCAGAAAGGCACAUUCCAGUACUAGCACAGAUCAAGAAGUCUCCAACAGAUGGUCCUGCGCUGCUUGUGGUAAUACUAUAGCAACCAAAGAAGGUUACCAUGUCAACGGGCCCAUCAACAUGUAUAAGUUACCAUGUGCACACAUGGUGUGUAGAAGUUGCCUUUUGUUACCUGAACAAAAGAAAAUAAGAAAAUGUUCAACUUGUCAUAAAAGUUUUGAUGCAUCACAAGUUGUCAAGGUGCAUUUGUAGACAAUUCUUGUUUGCUGUAACUUUAUACUUACGAUAGUUUUGUUACACAAUCAAAGAGUGGAUUUUGCUUAAAACAUCAAUUAUCAAGUGAAGUCGUUGUUUAUUACCACUCAAGCAAGAGUAAAAUAUGCAUCCCAUUGUAGCCUCUUUGGAUAAGGGUUGCAGCCACAUUACAUUUUGUCCAUGUUCGACGAGAGAGCAUGUGAUAACAAAUUUAUCUUGAAGCAAAUUUGACACACAGCUUAAAGCCAUUGGACCCUUUCGGUAAACAGCA
Messenger RNA from Asterias rubens (European starfish), 2238 nucleotides. Its product is annotated as RING finger protein 37-like. The record is from RefSeq and is a predicted model, not a curated record. Bases 207 to 1964 code for a protein of 585 amino acids. Gene Ontology annotation, cellular component: nucleus. Lineage: Eukaryota; Metazoa; Echinodermata; Asteroidea; Forcipulatida; Asteriidae. The transcript has 4 exons. Gene Ontology annotation, biological process: protein polyubiquitination. Gene Ontology annotation, molecular function: ubiquitin protein ligase binding; ubiquitin-ubiquitin ligase activity.